GUAUGUCUGUCUCUGUGUGUGUGUUUUGAAUUAAACCAGUGCUUCUGUUUUGAGAUUUUAACUACCAUGUCCAAGCUCAGUUUUGAGACAAAACCCCUCUUUUGGAAACAAAAUGAUCAACUGAUAUGAUUAUAUUCAGAUACAGUUUUAGGCUCAUGAUCCUAUUGAGGUGAUGCAAAAGGCACAAGCUGGCUUUUCCAAAACAAAUUGAAAUCAUUUUUCUGGGGUCAAUAGCCAACAGUGGGAAUAGAUUAGUACUUUUUACCAGGGCUCAAAGGGCUCUGGUCAAAUGUAGUGCACUUUAUAAGGAAUAGGGUGCCAUUUAGGACUCAGCCUGGGUGUUGUUUAAAUGCAUGACUGCUUGAAUAGGCUCAUGUGUUUCCAUGUGUCCGUUUUACUCAAUCCUGUCUUUGUUUGUCUUGCAGAAACAUGAAUCAGAGGGGGACAGAACUCUUCUAAUGAAAGUCAAGAAGGACCAAUGUUUAGUGAGGUCAUUUGCAGACUCCAAAUUUCACACUGUGGCAAGAAAGGAGAUCCAUGAAAAGGGUUGGACGGAGCAGUGCAUUUCCUAAAAAUCAAGGUGGUCCCUGACAGUUGGAAGAUGGGCAUGAAUGAGAUCUUAGAAUCGUCCAGCAGCGACAAGGAGGACACAGAAGGAAAGGAGAGUGAAGAGGAGAAGGAGGUGCUAAGGGUGGUCACGCCAUCAUGGUGUCCUACCUCCUCAACAACCCUAACAACAUCCUGUCGGUCCCCGCACCAAACCUACAGUAUCUCAGCUCCCAUGACACCUCUCAGGCUCCACGAGUUACAUUCCAAGCCCUGUCCAUAGUGGAGCCAGACAGAGUACCCUCCAACAUCACAACACCUCCACCCAUCAUCACAAAAAGCUCCAAGCAGAGGCUGAGCCCCCUACAGGGUAACCCCUUCGCUGCAGAUGGUCCAGACAGACCUGCUGCCCCCCUUCCACUUGUACCAGCCCCUGGAGCGCAUCAUGGAAGAGGCGGAGGGCAAGCUGAAUGAGCUGGGCCAAAGGAUCUCAGUCAUAUAGAAGGCCCAGUUGCAGAAUAAGAUGAUCCUCAAGGAGCAAUUCAAAGAGUAUAUGAAGGCCAAAAGCCUGAAAGAUGACCCGGGUCAGCCCUUGCCCCUGCAGACCAGCUUCGUACAUUGGCCACCCAGCAGUCCAGACUUUAGUAUGGUAGAUUACCACGACAUAUACAGCCCUGACCUGCUGAGGCUGAUGGUGAGCCAGCAGUAGAUGUUGGGGCAGCAGUUGACACCCCUGGAACCGUGCCUUCUCACCCAGGCUCCCGAUGGACUCAUAGUGGCCUUCCCCGCACAGACCAUCACAGACAAGCUGGACGACAUCAUGGCUGGUGUGAGCAGUUACUGUAGAAACUGGUUCUUCACUUUCCUUAAUCUAAUAACUAAAAAUAGGUACAGUGUUCUGUCCCCCAUCCUUUUUCUAAUGCUGAAUAUGGUUUCAAUACUAUUUCAACAUAAUUCACAACUGGUUUUAAAAUAACUUAAAUUCUAAUGUAAUAUGAAGUUAUAAUAUUUUUUAAGUUGACUCUUAACAGAUCUCUCUCUCCCCUGGCAGCUUCAUUAAAUAGUACCCCCAAACACCAGUCUCAAC
This is a messenger RNA of Coregonus clupeaformis (lake whitefish), 1633 nucleotides long. Its product is annotated as ankyrin repeat domain-containing protein 17-like. NCBI's taxonomy places the organism in Eukaryota, Metazoa, Chordata, Actinopteri, Salmoniformes, Salmonidae. The coding region runs from base 706 to 1020 and encodes 104 amino acids. The record is from RefSeq and is a predicted model, not a curated record. The transcript has 5 exons.